AUGUCCCACGCACAACUUGGCUGGAUCGGGCUCGGCUCGAUGGGCAUUGGCAUGUCUCACAACCUUCAAUCGCAUCUUGCUACUUCAGGAGCCCCUGCGCUACUAUAUACCAACCGCACUUUGUCGCGCGGAGAUGCACUCAAAGAGAACGGUGCGGUUCCUAUCGAGACGGUAGAGGAGCUAGCAAGCAAGUCCGACAUCAUCUUCUCUUGUGUCAGCAAUGAUCAAGUUUUGCAAGAUACAGCGCGUGGUAUCAUUGCGUCCGGAAGUUUGAAAGGCAAGGUGUAUGUGGAUUGUUCGACUGUCCACCCAGACACGUCAAAAGCUGUCGCGAACCAAAUCGCCGAAGCAGGCGGCGAGUUUGUAGCAGCGCCGGUUUUUGGUGCAUCGCCCAUGGCAGCGGCGGGCAAGCUCAUUUUUGUCACUGCUGGCCCGACUUCAGCGACCGACAAGAUCGCUCCCUACCUCAAUGGCGUUAUGGGUCGAUCCGUCAUCUCAAUGGGAACUGAUGUUUCCAAAUCCAGCCUGCUCAAGAUCGCAGGCAACAUCUGCGUUAUCUCAUUCAUGGAGGUCCUUUCAGAAGCCCAUGUCUUCGCCGAGAAAACUGGGCUGGGCUCUCAGGUGCUUGAGGCCAUGAUUGCCGACAUGUUUGGACCUACCAUGGAAAGCUACUCAAAGCGAAUCACAACGGGAUUGUACGCGCCCGCCCCAUCGGAGAAGGCGGGGUUUGAUGUGCAACUUGCGGUCAAGGAUGCGAAGCAUGCUCUGAAGUGUGCGGCGGAUGCUGGAACCAAGCUGGAGGUUAGUGAGCUGGCCUUGAAGCAUAUGCAGGAGGCCAGAGUUCUGGAGCCUGAAAGGCCGUUGGAUAGUAGCUCCAUGUACGGUGCCAUCAGAAAGGAAGCUGGGCUAGAUUUCUUCUCGGAUGCGUGCAAGGAGCGGGAUGCAAAGUGA
Ilyonectria robusta is the source of this 951-nucleotide messenger RNA. RefSeq names its product 6-phosphogluconate dehydrogenase. The transcript is spliced from 3 exons. Lineage: Eukaryota; Fungi; Ascomycota; Sordariomycetes; Hypocreales; Nectriaceae. Gene Ontology annotation, molecular function: NADP binding; NAD binding; oxidoreductase activity, acting on the CH-OH group of donors, NAD or NADP as acceptor. The record is from RefSeq and is a predicted model, not a curated record. Bases 1 to 951 code for a protein of 316 amino acids.